AAGAAGAAUGACGAGAACGCUUAACUGAAAAUAGAGGGGACGGAGGACUGUUUAACGACCGUUCAUUUUACGCUGUUACCUCGAAACAUUCACCAUUGAACACAGCGGCAUUACACUUGCUAAAUUAUGACAGAGCCUCAGUCAGCGCUGUUACUCAGGAGACAGCUUGCAGAGCUGAAUAAAAACCCAGUGGAGGGAUUCUCAGCAGGCCUGAUUGAGGAUAGCGAUCUCUACAGAUGGGAAGUCCUUAUCAUUGGGCCUCCAGACACACUGUAUGAAGGUGGUGUGUUUAAAGCUCAUCUGACAUUUCCCAAAGACUACCCUCUCAGGCCUCCUAAAAUGAAAUUUAUCACAGAUAUCUGGCACCCUAACGUUGACAAGAAUGGAGAUGUAUGUAUUUCAAUUUUGCACGAGCCCGGGGAGGACAAGUACGGCUACGAGAAACCAGAGGAGCGCUGGCUGCCUAUCCACACAGUGGAAACCAUCAUGAUAAGUGUUAUCUCUAUGCUGGCAGACCCAAAUGGUGACUCGCCAGCCAAUGUGGACGCUGCGAAAGAGUGGAGGGAGGACAGACACGGCGCAUUCAAAAGGAAAGUUGCACGUUGUGUACGAAAAAGCCAAGAGACUGCGUUUGAGUGAUGUUUAGCGAAGAUCUAGCUUCAUGUUUUCAGGGUCUCCAAUUGAAAAUCAACAUGGCACUGUUUCCUGCACUCUUCCACCCUGUUGCCAGGCUUGUCCUCCUUUUUUUGUUCUGGCAGGAACAGACUGGCUACUGUAGGCUGCAAUAGAACAUAACAGUGACUACCAAGGC
This is a messenger RNA of Scomber scombrus (Atlantic mackerel), 811 nucleotides long. RefSeq names its product ubiquitin-conjugating enzyme E2G 1a (UBC7 homolog, yeast) (gene ube2g1a). Gene Ontology annotation, molecular function: ubiquitin conjugating enzyme activity. The coding region runs from base 127 to 639 and encodes 170 amino acids. Gene Ontology annotation, biological process: proteasome-mediated ubiquitin-dependent protein catabolic process; protein polyubiquitination. The record is from RefSeq and is a predicted model, not a curated record. The transcript has 6 exons. NCBI's taxonomy places the organism in Eukaryota, Metazoa, Chordata, Actinopteri, Scombriformes, Scombridae.